AUGACCGUCACCUAUUCACUCGACGUCGCUUCAUCUUCAUUUUUUUGCUUGUAUCGCCUGCUUUUUCGAUGGAAGGGAUCGAUUUGGAAAUCAAUAUGGGCCGAAUUGCUCGUUUGGCUCAUUCUCUACGCGAUUCUUAGCGUCAUUUAUCGAACUUGCUUGACGAAUGCGCAAAAAGUAGUAUUCGAGGAUAUAUGCAUAUUUUUCGAAACCUAUUCGGGAUUCAUUCCCAUCACAUUUAUGCUCGGCUUCUACGUGUCGGCAGUGUUCACUCGAUGGUGGCAAAUUUUCGAUAAUAUCGGAUGGAUUGAUACGCCUUGUUUAUGGAUUGCGCAGUACAUUCAAGGCUCAUCGGAUCGAGCUCGAUGCAUCCGCCGAAAUUGCAUUCGCUAUUGCAUUCUGACGCAGGCGAUGGUGUUUCGCGACGUCGCCGCCAGCGUCCGAAAGCGAUUUCCCACUAUGAAUCAUCUGGUGACAGCGGGGCUUAUGACCGAAAAGGAGAUGAUUGAAUUCGAUUCGAUACCAAGUCCACACGCGAAAUACUGGCAUCCGAUGCACUGGUUAUUCUCAAUGGUGAAAUUGGCGAGAGACGAAGGAAUGAUAGCGAGUGAUAUCAUCUAUGUUGAUUUGAUGGAGAAACUUCGCCAAUUUCGUGUGUGUGUCCUCAACCUCACUCUCUAUGAUUGGGUGCCGGUGCCACUCGUCUACACCCAGGUUGUCCAUCUUGGCGUACGCACAUAUUUCUUGAUUGCCCUAUUCGGACGACAGUAUUUGUCGCCGACACGAGAUAUUGGCAAGCAAACAAUCGAUCUGUACGUGCCGAUCAUGUCGAUACUGCAAUUCAUGUUUUUCAUUGGUUGGAUGAAGGUCGCUGAGGUGCUUCUGAAUCCGUUGGGCGAGGACGACGACGAUUUUGAGUGCAAUUGGAUACUCGACAGAAAUCUUCAAGUUGGAAUGACUGUGGUAGACACGGCUUAUGGCAAAUAUCCGGAUCUCGAGAAGGAUAACUUCUGGGAGGACGAGCUUCCUGAGCCGCUGUAUACGGCUGAGAGCGCGUUGAGACCAUUGAACCCGCAAAUCGGGUCCUGUGUGGAAAUGGCCACUGAAGAAGAACCAUUCAUGCUUCGACCCCGUCGGCGGACUUUGUCGAGAGUUUCCCAUUGGGACGGCGACGUCGACGAUGGCGACGUUGUUCCAGUGAAAGGCAUCAAGAAUAUCAAGGAUGGAAGCAACUAUGCGUCUGGCGAAUCGCUGGCGUUCUCGAACUCGUUCGCCAAUGGCGGUCGACGACUCAGCGAGAUGUUCAAACGAAUGCGAAACGGCAGUCGAAUUGGUGAUCGCUAUAGAAAGAAGAAUUCGUUUGCCGAGUUUGAGAGAGGCUAUCGAAACAAUAGUACCGCCGACGAUUCGAUCAGCCAAUUCGAUCAGUCGUUCAAUGAUGAGAAACAUGGCACGCCGAAUAGCGGCCGAUUGUGGAAUUCGAUGCCGCAAACGCAACUCGAAGACAUGUUUAAGCAUAUGCCUUCCAAAAGUGGUCCGAGCCACAUCAAAUAUGGUGCUGACGGUAUAAAGGAAAGGGAGAGUCACGCGGUAUCGCCGCCGCCUUCGGAUAAUUUUGAAAUUCCGCCGCAUUUGCCGAAAAGCCCAUCGUGGUACCUUGACAAUUUGCCGGUGAUCGCUGAAGAGGAAGAAGCGAAGAAGCGUGGGCACACCGAUACCGAUUCGCCGGUGUCGAGCAAAAAAUCGAUAUCGGGACGAAAGGAAUUGAGACGAUCGUCAUCGAGCGGCUCCGAGUUUCCCGUUGAGAAGUCGAGAGAACGCAAAAAGAGCACUUGA
Messenger RNA from Caenorhabditis bovis, 1836 nucleotides. The record is from the annotation of a GenBank genome assembly. NCBI's taxonomy places the organism in Eukaryota, Metazoa, Nematoda, Chromadorea, Rhabditida, Rhabditidae.